AUGGGGCAAAAUGCCUGCAGCUGCUGUGCAGAAGAGCGCAAUGAGAUUGCCGAGAAAGAUUUUGGAGCACUACCCGCUCCUGUCCACUUUCAAGAAGACCUGCGAGAACCGGCCCAAGCCACUGACGACUGUGACAUGCCUUCUCCUUUUUGUGAGGAUGAUGCCACUCAGGGACCUGCGCACACGAAACUGUCAGGGUUAGCAUCUGCAACUCUGAUUAGUCCUGGCAGAAGCAGCCCCUCACGAGCCGAAGUAUUGGGAAGUACUUCGCCCCUGAGGCGGGUGCCAACCAGAGAGGAUCGAUUGGAACAAGGCGCGCAGUUGUAUGUUGACAGUGAACUUGUGCGCUCCAUUUCUUUGGAGUCCACAUUGUGGGGAUGCGGGUGGCUUUGGCGGGUGCGUCCUGCGCAGAUGAGCCAAGCUCAGCUGGAUGCUUUAUGGCGGAGGUCUGCUGAAGCAGACGCUUUUGACGUGUUCUUGUCGCAUGCAUGGUCAACGCCAGGGCAUCAGAAGUAUUUGUCCUUGCUGCUUAGUUCAGGUUGGCAAUACGCGCUCCUGGCUUGGGCGUUUGCUGCCACGCUGGUGAUGACCCUUUACAUUUUGAAUGUGUUGCCUCGUCCGAUGACGGUGUCCAGGAACGAAGAUUUACUUGCCAGCGGGGAGGCACGCAUGGCGCCGUGGGGGUAUUUGUCGACCUUUGUUUUUGCCCUCAGCGGACUAGCAUGUGCGCCUCACAUGUGUUCCAGCUGGCGCCGGACUCCGGGGUGCUUCUACGAUGUGGCUUGUGUAAACCAGGGAGACCCAGAACAGCGAGAACGCGGAAUUUACGGGAUCGGAGGAUUUCUGGCCAUCACGAAGCAGCUUCGCAUACUGUGGAGCCCGCCCUACCUCUCCCGCUUGUGGUGUGUUUUCGAAGUUGCCGCCUACCGCAAAGCCAACCCCAACGGCCAACUGAAACUGCAGCCAGUCUUCGUGGAGCGCACCAUCCUGCUUGCUUGGAUAAGCAUGUUCCUCUUCAUGGGCAUCUUCAUGUUUCUGAGGUUGUCAAGACUUCCGGUUGCUGUCGGCGUCUGUGCCUUCUACCCGGGUGCUCACAUUGUUCGAAGAGGGUACCAGCAGCAAGAGCAGAUGUUCCGAAGCCUUGCAGAGUUUGACCUGAACUCUAUGUCUUGCACCAACGACUUUGACCAGCGAUUUAUCCUGUCGGCUGUGUGCCAAUGGUAUGGCAGCCUAGAGGGCUUCACUGACUACGUCCGCGGGCCUCUUAAGGAGGAACUGACACAAAGUGUUGUCCUUGCACGGGUACCGCUUCAAUAUUGUAUCCUUAUCGCCAGCCCGAUCGCUGGAUUUCAGCUGGACACCGUCGCAUCGUUCUUAAACGCUGGUGCAUCUUCUGAUGUUGUUGUCCGGGUCAUUUUGGCGAAUUUGUUGGCAAUGCCUACGAUGGCUGUUUGUGUGAUAUACUAUUUCUUCUGGUUAUGUCAGCGCUUCGCAAGACCUUGCUUUUCAAGCUGCGCAAUGGAUUAUGCACAGACGGCCAUGGUCCUCUGUCUUUUUGGCUUGGGUUUGUUGCCUUUUGCUGCGGUUGUGAGAGCCCUCGCAGAAGGCUUGGCAGCAACGUUAGCUGCCGCAGGAGUCUCCCUCGCCAUGUUUGUUGUCCUGUUAGUUCAGCUUCAUUCCUUCCGUUGCUCGCGGAUUUUCGGGCGGAGGUGA
This is a messenger RNA of Symbiodinium natans, 1713 nucleotides long. The record is from the annotation of a GenBank genome assembly. Lineage: Eukaryota; Dinophyceae; Suessiales; Symbiodiniaceae.